Messenger RNA from Fusarium odoratissimum NRRL 54006, 3023 nucleotides. RefSeq lists its product as uncharacterized. The transcript has 6 exons. The coding region runs from base 98 to 1141 and encodes 347 amino acids. Gene Ontology annotation, molecular function: hydrolase activity. Lineage: Eukaryota; Fungi; Ascomycota; Sordariomycetes; Hypocreales; Nectriaceae. The record is from RefSeq and is a predicted model, not a curated record.
CUCACUGGCAAAUACUUCUAAAAUUUAUUCAGCCUAUCUCAGCACCAUAGCCAUUCAUACUUACACCGCCAACCAGGAUCAUCUCCAACUAGUCACAAUGGGCUACAUGAAAACUACUUACGAUUACUUCGACCUCAACGCGCCUUUCACGCCGCUCCCAAAAUAUGGCCAUCUUUCCAAAAAGACUCCCGAGUAUGAACAAGCAGAACCUUCCAUCCGAAAGACAUAUGAAUCCCUUUUUUCCCUUCCCGACUUUCCCAGUGUCCGCGCAGUCGCUGGUGAUUCAGACGCAGUGAUGCCCCCGGGUGGGCCUGAUCGUUACAAAGAUGUUGUCACAUCACUGAUCGACAUUACUACUCGUGAUGGCACCAUGAUUGAGCUCAAGGUGUACAAGUCGCCUAAUGUUAAGGAAAACGCUGUUUUGAUGUAUCGAAUACACGGUGGAGGCUGGUGUCUUGGCCGCCAUGAAGUCGAUGGCGUUGACAACGUAUAUGCUGCCACCAACACCAGCAUUAUUGUAGUUAGUGUCGAUUACAGGACAGCCCCAGAGCAUCCCUUCCCAACACCAAUCAAUGAUUGUUACGACGGGCUCAUCUGGUGUAAGAAGAACGCAAGCAGGUUAGGAAUUGACCCAGAGAAAAUCAUAAUCAGUGGAGGCUCUGCUGGCGGCCAACUCGCUGCUUCCCUCGCCCUAGAUUGCGUCAGAGACGGUGUAACUGGAGUUAUCGCCCAAGUGCUGCAUUUUCCAUCAACGUGUCAUCCCAAAUUCUUCCCCAAGGACAAAUACGAAUAUGGCAGCUAUGUCCAAAACUCCGACGACGCUGUCCUGAGCACUAUAAAUAUGGAGACGGUCUUAGACGCUCAUGUCCCUGACGCGAAGCCAGACUACAGACACUCGCCUCUCCUUGCGGAAUCAUUCAAGGGGCUCCCGCCAACACUGAUUCAAUGCGGUGGAACUGAUGUCCUUCGAGAUGAUUCAUUCGCCUACGCUGAAUCUCUCAAGAAAGACGGUGUGAACGUGGAAAUUUACUCCUAUGCUGGGCUGCCGCAUUGGUUCCCCGUCAUCCUUCCCCAAACAUCGCAAAGCGUUCAGUUUUAUGAGAGAUAUAACAACUUCUUGGCCAAGCAUACAGGAAAGUGAGAGUACCUUAGGCGGAAGUCAAUUAGCACAACUGAGGUCUGGGGAGAAAUCAAGGCUCAUGGCCUUAAAAAGCCAAAUAGACACCCGUUCAUAGACAUAGAUAGAUAGACAUGCACAUGUUGAUGGAAUAGAUAAAUAUAUAUCUUCCAACAGCACCAAUACUUGAGACAUCGUCAGCCCUUCAGACGAACACUGGCCCUUCCACCCAAUUAUCAAGAAAGCUCAUAUCCAGACCCUCUAACGUCCAUGAAUCUGCCACUGGGAUAUCCUGUAGAGAAGAGGGCUUAUCCAGAUCUGUUCUCACACUUUCUCUUUCAUGAGUUGAUGAAUAAGGCAUAGGAUCAACCAAAUGUUCAUCUCCUAAGGCGUCCCCUAGCCCGGGCCGAUCCAAUGCUAUAUUGCCCCAAGGAACUUCCAUUGUGAUAGGUGGCCUUUCCGUUCCAUAGGGAUCACGCCUCACAAUCUUGAUCAUAGGAAAAUUGGGCAGAUGAAUGUCGAGAGCUGUUCCAUCGUCACUGGCUUUGACAUGAUGACCCAAUUUCCCAUUCUUCACCAACUCUUCGGCAAAAGAAACACUAUAGCGUACCCCAGCUGUCACAUUAUCCUCAAUCGCCAGAAGAUAGUGCAGUAGAGUCAUUAGCCUCUUCGAAAUAUCAUCAUUCGUUCUGCGCAAACCAUCUUGUGCUAUUUUCAGCACCUGUUCGAUGAGCCCACGAUCACUCAACCGCUGUUGUGUAAGGAAAUGAAAGCCCUGCUCCUCAAUCCUUUUGUGACGCUCAUCACAAAGAAUGUGAGCGAUAGUUAAGGCUGUACACGACAUGAAGGCGAUUAAAUCUGUUCCGCGGCAGUGAUAUCGUGACUGAGGAAUUGAGCGGAUGGAGACGAAACGCGACAGGAUUUCUCGACUUGCUGUUACAGCCGUCAACUUGUUGUACUUCCACUCUUCUCCCCCUUCGACCUUCAAUAGAUAAGGCAUAUGGAGCUGUAGUAGAAGGUGAUACUGCAUGAAAUGAUCGUUGAAACGAAGAGUCUCGCGGAUUUUAUCGGCGAGCUCGUAGUGGGAAGACAAAUUGGGCAUGAUCCACCACUGGGCUGGCAUAGAUGUACAUGCAUCUCGUAGCAACUUGUCAAUCUCUCUGGUGAGUGAUUGAUCAAAAAUGCCCGAUGUUCUUCUACUCAAUAAACGGGCGCAGGCGAUUGAGCAGAGAUGUUGCAUCUUCCGAUUUGCUGAGUAAGAGUCAAGCGCAUCGAGGUUGCCAACUGGUUCAUCAGGUGCGCUCUGGGGCAGACCUAGCAUCAGGCAAAGAUAUCGAUCGAGGUUGAUCACACGCAACCAUAAAUCAUCUGGUUCAACAGUGGCUCCUCUUACCGAAGGUGGAAAAAUGCCCUUGUUGAGGCCCAAAACCUGGGCUAUCAUGACAGCACGACGCGCCGCAAGCCACGAUCGGCGGAGAUUGCCUGCGUAAUUCUCAUAAAGACCCUCGAGCAUGAUGCAUUCUAUGCCUUCGAGUGAGGAAAUGAGGUCAUCGUUGCAGGUGACAUGAUCAUGCGCGACUUUGACAAUCCGUGCCAUUAUGUUCUCGUAGCUUGUGCUGAGCUUUUCAAGGUGCUUUUCUGAUGAAAUCAGAGUGCCUUGGAGAAAGGUGGCGAGUACGAGCAUUUUCCUAGCGACGAGGACAGGAUGAGCUCCUCGUGGUGGCAAGCGAAGCAAGCUGGACGGAGAUGGGAGCCUUGAGCCGCGUUCCUUUGGUGGUGCACAUGUCAUUGCUCUGAUGAUCUGCGAGGAUUCUACUGGGACGCUCAUGAUUAUUUUCAUGUCUUCUGCGCUUGGCCAAGCAGAUAUCAGGGCUUGGUACACAGCAUCGUAGGGUCCUGGAUCAUC